GCAUCCAGAGCACGGACGGUCAGCAUGUCUCUGCCGGUCCAGUUUCACUUCGGCGUCCGAAGAACCAGAGAGCUGCGAGAGCUGCUGGAAGACGAGGACAAAAUAACUCACAUGGCCAGGAGCAGUGAAAAGUUUCAGAGGCUCCAGCAGGCUGCGCAAAAGAUACGGAUUUCAAAUCAAAAGCUGGCCAAAGUCAAUCUUACCCAGAAACCCAAAUUUAGAGAUGCAAAGCUGCUGCUUGCAGUGAAGUACAGGGAGCUGAAGAAACUCAGAAGCAUCAUUCAGGCCAAACAAGAUCAACUCGCAGAAAAAUACAGUGUUCAUUAUGCUCACUGGUGUCUCCUGAACAAGAUCAGACAUGCAGAGGAGGAGUCUGAGCUACUGUUUCAGAGGUUUACAGAUGGAAAGACAGCAAUACAAGAUUUUUUGGAGCUCUUUGUCAGCUCCCAGAAACUCCACCACAUCAGGUUGGUCCUGGUGAAGAAACUGCUGGAGAUAAUCAGAAAUGAAACAAAAACAGCACAAAGGCUCAGUGAGGAUCACUAUUUGUCUCUGGGCCUUCCUGAGCAAGUCAGUUUGACCACAGCUGCUGUCUUACCUCCAUUCCUACUGGUGCUUGGCGCCCACAUAAACACUGUCCCCUGUAUCCAGCCUUCGCUGUUUUGCUCUGAUGAGGAUGAGCUCCUUCAAAUGGGAGUGCACCUCCGAGGCCGCAAACCCAUCCGUCUUCAGCCACUGAACAUGCAGCUGAGGAGGCACCAACAAGCACCGCACUGAAGUCAUGGAUUUUUAAUCAAAUUUAGUCUGGAUUAAUGUGUUUGUUGUAAUAAAUAAAUAAAUAAAUACAAUAAAUAAAUAUUGAAAAGCAGUAAAGCAUGGGUAGAAGAAUAUAUUCAGUUAUAUCAGAAAAAAACUCAGCAGGUUUAUUGUUUAUUCUGCAGAAAGGGGUUCUUUGGGGGACUAGACCACUAGUUAACUGGGCAGGGACCAGAAUUAGUUAAUUUUCAGUUUGUUUGGACUGAUGACUGACCAGCCACUUAAAUCACCCUCAACAAACUUAACAUGGACAUUUUAAAGAAGCUACCAAAUGCAAAGUGACUAAAGAUAAAGCGUUUCAUAGCUCAGAGUUUUAUUUGGGUUUUUUUGUUUGUUUGUUUGUUUGUUUGUUUGGGGGGGGAGGGGAAUCAUCCAACUCCCCUCAGAAACAGUUCCUAAUGUAUUUACUCUACUGCCUCACAACUCUAUAGAGACCUUGAAAUCCUGAAAGGUAGCGUUUUAUUUUCUUUUUUAAAUCUUUUGCACACCAGAUCUGUGUCUUUAACUCACAGCCAGCACAUAAUGGAUACCACUCAGCUGUCAAUGCUAGUGUCAUUAGUGGAAUAUUAUGGGAUAACACUCUUGCUGACCUUACGCAAAGGUAUCUUUUGAAGCACUUUUUAAGUGAUGUUGAUGACAGUUCUGUGUCUUGAGUAUAGACGCUGCAAGAGUUUCACUGCAUGAAAUUACAAGGUGAAACUAACUUGAUUUCCCUAGUUCUCUAAAUACACCUGAGGUCGUUAUUGAUGUAUAGGACUCUGUCUGGAGGGCAAAAUUCAACUCAUCUAGCUGACUUCUUUUCUAUUCAUUUAAAGGUGGCUGUGUGCAUCUGAAGUCAUUAGAAAGGCAUAUGAACCAUGCCCCGUUUACUUUUUCUAAAGUUUUGUUUUGCUUGCACAUGAUACAUGAUUUCAGGUGAUCGAUAUGGAGGUUGUUUCCACAACUGAAAAAAAUGCCAUUCAUAAUGAAAAAUUUCAAGUUUUAUUCAUUCAGUGCUGGAAACAAGUGUCCAUAGAACCAUACACUGCAGAUAUACUAUUUUAACAUAGUAAACCCCACCAACAAUAACAGGAGGAAAAAUGGUAAUUUACAGUAGCAGAUGAUACACAAACACAGUUUCAUUUUCUCUCUAGGAGCAAAUACCUGAACUAAAUGCUUCUGAGCUUUUAACCUGUUUAAAUAAGAAGGCAGUGGAUGUUGGCAUGUAACCAAAUCAAUGCAAAGGACACCAGGAAGUUUGUUUUUUUGUUUCCAAGUAACAAACUUUGAUCAUUUGGAUUACAGAGUUUUAACUUAAGGUGAUUUUACUGUAAACGCUGUCAGUAAUUAUAAACUGGUUAGAACACAGUAAUGUUUUCUCUGUGGUGAACUUGAACUGCUCACUGACACUCGACACCUGCAGCCAUUUAUGCCCAGAGACUCCUGCCAAGGUCAGAGAAGGAGCACAAACAACGUUUCCUUCAUGAUGAUGUCCACGCUCAAAGUCUUUUGAUAAAAGACCAACGAGUCCAUGUCCUGCUUUGGCUCAACAUGGACUCGCCUGAGCAGACAUUAGGGUUAGCCAGGGUGCCAUGUGGUCCACCACACUUUGCCAUACCAGUUCAGCCAUGGAGAUGAUUAGCAAGGUGGACCAUGUAUACGGGCUUUUGUUCCAGCACAGACUUCAGUUUCAUCUUUGUCAGCAGCGUCUUUUGUCCUGCAAGACUCAAACUGGGCAAUUUUCUUGUCUGUCAGCUGGUUGUUUUGUGCUGUUCACCUCCGUGUCUCUGCAUUGUUUGGCAGGAAACUCGAUUAUGUUUGAAUAUGUGGAUACUUUUGUUAAUAAGCUUGUAUACACACCAAGAAUGAUACAAAUGGCAUAAGAAAGAUGAACUAUCAUGAAAUAUUUGUUGGAGCUUGCAUCCUCUAGCCUGAAAAGUCUUUUACAGGCUUGAAUCUCACACUCUCACACUCUGUAUUGUUUCCCUGAAAGGUCUCAUGGGGGAUUAUACAGAAGAGUAUCUGUAACAGCAUCCUGUAGUACAGCAGGUAUAUAGUAACACAUGAUGAGGUUCAUUGUGUAUGUGUGUGGGUCAACAUUUGGCCCCCUAUAGAAAAUUUUGUCCUUUUACUUACUGCCUUCUUAUUUCAUUUACAUUUUAUUCAUAUUUUUAAAACUUUAAACAGGACAGUCCAGUCUGUCAAAGCAUAAACCAUACAUUAGACAUAAUUGACAGGCAUACAAGUGCAACAGACCAAGUGAACCAGUAUACUUAUACAUAGAGUCUAACUCACACACAGUCAACCUCGUAUAUGAGGUUAGAGAGAGGUUAAGAGAUAAAAAUGCCCUGACCCAGCAAUACAUUCGCUUAAAAAAAACAAAACAACAAAAGUCACAAAGCAAUAAUUUUACUCAAAAUACAGAAAAUAUAUGAGGCUUACAGGGAGUUUUCCCACAGUAGCUUAAACCCAGUGAGCAAACAUAUGCUAUGAGUGCUGUGUUCAAGUUUUCAAUGAAGACUGAGAAAUUUUAGAAAACAAAUAUUAUGUCGGAUUUAAUGUAACCCAUUUAAUCUCAUCUGUCACAAUACUGAUCUGAGUUAUAUAAGUUAUAAGUUAUAUAAGUUCUAAAAAUGUGGCAGAAUUAUAUAUCUAUGCAUUUUGAGCAGAAAUUGAAAUAAUAACACUUUAGCAUAACUUGGCAUAUGACCAGAGAAGAUGGUGGGUUCAAAGCCACCAAGCAAAAGAUUAUUGAACAUGGUAACUAAAAAGAGGCCUAUUUGUUUUGGUCAUCAUUAUCCAGCACCCACUGAGAAUGAGCGACUUAUUGCUGGAAUUGUGAAGCAGCAAACCAGAACAGUUUGCUCAACACCCUUACUCCUGAUUUACCUCCUACAAAACACAGGUAGACUGGGUGGGCAAAUGUCCAUGCACCUCAGGAUGAUAAAGAGCUGGCCCACCAUUACACAACCAGAAUGAAAGCUGUUGUUCCUCCUGAAUCUGCGGUUAUAAUAAACAAUUUGCCCUUUUCUCUAGUAUCCAGGAACAGGCCUUUCUGAAGAGUGUGAGUAGAGUAUACAUGUUAUCUCAGUUUUUUCAAUCAUGGCCUAACAUAAAACAAACAUUUCUACCUUAUCCAUGAAAUAAAAUAAAAAUAAAAAUAGGAGCUGCUCAUUCCAAAAGGUGACAUAUGACCUGGUUAUUUGUAUGCUUUGGAAAAAUUCAGUAUGAAAUGGGAUAACUACUCUGGGCUACAUAUUUACAUACAUUUGCACUUCCUGUAUUCUUUUUUACAGCCUCAGAAACAUGUUCGACCUGUUCUAUCAGUAUAUAUCCAACAGUCAUUUGUUAUUUUACACAUCUAAAUUCAGCUUUGUGCUUCUCCAUUCAUGCGUGUAUUACUACACUUGGAAGCAAAUGCACUGAAUGCAUAAACUUGCCUAAGAAAGAUACAACUUAAAGAAUGCACUGUGGGCAUUUUGUCUUGUGCGUCUGUUCAAGUGUGCCAGUAAACAUUAACAUCCCUCGUGUGAAAAGAGGGCUUUUGGAGAUAUAAGAAAAGAAUUAUUAAAUAUUUAAAUAAAUGUUUUAAAAAUAAAAAU
Molecule: messenger RNA, 4397 nt
Organism: Pelmatolapia mariae (spotted tilapia)
Lineage: Eukaryota; Metazoa; Chordata; Actinopteri; Cichliformes; Cichlidae
Product: vacuolar protein sorting-associated protein 37A-like
Exons: 4
Coding region: 25-777 (250 amino acids)
Biological process (GO): ubiquitin-dependent protein catabolic process via the multivesicular body sorting pathway; protein targeting to membrane; protein targeting to vacuole
Cellular component (GO): ESCRT I complex
Source: RefSeq, a predicted model, not a curated record